Messenger RNA from Plasmodium malariae, 4047 nucleotides. Its product is annotated as conserved Plasmodium protein, unknown function. The transcript is spliced from 3 exons. The coding region runs from base 1 to 4047 and encodes 1348 amino acids. The record is from RefSeq and is a predicted model, not a curated record. Lineage: Eukaryota; Apicomplexa; Aconoidasida; Haemosporida; Plasmodiidae.
AUGAAGAAAUCAAAAAAUUAUAUCAACUUAUUUUUACUUAGUUCUACAAAUUCACUAAUUUUGCUGAUAUUUAUGGAAAUAUUUUUUUUUUUAUUGGAUGGCAUAAAUACAUUUGAAUUUAUAAACAUCCAAGAAAGGAUAUCUCAAAUAAUUUUGUGCACUUUUCUUGUUAUACAGGUAGGAGUCUUAAAAGUUGCAGAAGUAUUUUCAAAAAAUAAUAAGGGAAAACAAUUAGUUAUUAUACAUUAUUUUUUUAUUAUAUAUAUUUUUCUGUUACCUUUAUUAUCUUUCCUUUUACUUACAUCUGCUUUAUCAUGGACAAAAAUUGUUUACUUUGCGUACAUUUUAAGUUUAGCUACAUCAAUUAAAAUUAGGGGUCUACUCACAAUUUGUGUCGUUACCUUAAUUAUGGGGUUUGUACGCUUUUACCAUAGCUUACCAACUUCAACCAUUAUACUUUGCUUUACCCUCCUUUUGACAAUUCACGUUUUAAUAUGUGUUAUAAUUCAUAUAUCACUGUAUAUUUUGGCUAGACAAAUUUCAUACAUUAAGAAAAAACCUUUGCGAGCAUUCGAUAAUAUACAACCAUAUUUUCAUGAACUAGAAAAAAAAGCUAUUUUAAUCAGAAACAAUCUGAUUUAUUGUCAACAAAACAACAUCAGCGUGGAUAUACUAGGAAACAGCCUGUUUGAGAGCGAAGUGAAUGAUGGAAUAAAGAAAAUCAAAACGAUAAAUAAAAGUGGAGCAAAUUUGGAAGAGUAUGAUGACGAGUUGGUAAUGGUUGAAGAUGAGAUUCCACUCGAUGUUAGUGAUGUUAACUGCUCUAGUACGCAUACGUUUUUUAGCGUGCAUAAUAGUGAAGAAAGGAAAGUUUUUCAAAAUGAGGGAGCGUCUUCAUUUUCAGAUGGGGAAGAAUCACAUGUAAACAGAUAUAACAAUCCGGUAAAAGUAAAUCAUAAAAAGGUGAAGGAUAAGAAUAGCAAUCGGAAAAAUUAUUCGAAUAAAUAUUUUAAAAAAGAAAAAAACAUAGGAAGCAGUGCAAGAGGGGAAAAGUGCACUCAGGGUAAACAUAUUAUUAAGGAGAUAAAAGUGAAUACAUCCAAUGAUGGUAUUAACUGCAUCAAUGACAACAAUAAUGGAAAAGACAGAGGCAUAAAGAAUACCAAAUAUCAUAUUAAAUAUACCUUUUCACAAGAUUGCACUAAUUCGAACAAUAGGAUAAGAAAUAUUCCUACUAUUAAAGACUCAAAUAUUAAAAAGAUCAACAACAAGUUAGUGAACAGAAAAUUGGAUGAUUUAAAUGAUAAAGAUUAUGGAGAAACAUGCAAAAAAAAAAAAAUUGUUCAGAAACAUUUUUCCUUAUUACGUAGGGGACUUAAGAAAAUUAGCAGGAAAAGAAAUAUUUUAUUAUCUGAAGAAUUAAAAAAUAAUAUUAACUACAUUUAUUUUGAUAACAGUGGGAAAAUUAAACAAUCAAAAAUUAUACCUAUAUACGUUUUAGACAGACAUAAUUUAAAUGAUAUCUCUACAUACUUAAGGGAGAAUACUGCUACAAAAAAUAGAACUUACUUUAAGAUUUUUACUCUUCUUAAUGAUGAUACCAAACUGACUAUUCAUGAGAAGGCUAUGUUUGUUAGCUUGGGCUUGUUAAAAAGUCCAAACGAUCAAAAGGAACACGUUAAAAGGUGUACAUGUAAAGGGGAAAAGACAAAAUAUUAUCAUAAUGAUAACAAUAAGAAGGAAAAUUUUUACCGCAAUAAGUAUAGUAGUAAAAGCAUAUGCAAUAUGAUGGAUAUUAUAAAUUCUGGCCUAAUACCAAAUUUUGAAAAAAAAAGGACGUCUAACUGUAAUUUUAAGGAUUCUUCGACAGAUAACUACAAAAUAAGUAGUCACAACAAAUGGGAAGGGAAUUACCAAGGCAGUACCCGAAUGUUUUACCUAGUUAACCCAGUUAAAAAAAAUAAAGGAGUACUAAGAAUAAGCGAACAUCCCGAUUCUACGGACAAAAAAGAAGAAACUACUAUGCCAUAUUGUCAUUUCUUAUCCGUUAAUGAUGCCAAUACGUCUGUAGUAAGGGACAAUUUAAAUUUUUUAGUUAAUAAACCAGAUAAAAGAAGUACAUUACACUCACAAGGGUCAAGCGACGACAUUUUAUCUUCAAAGCAAGCAUUUUAUAUUGAUGAUGCUAUUGAUGAUUCUGUUAACUCGAUCAUCACAGGAGAUAGCGAAAGUGAAAUGCACACAUAUAAUACGUCUUCAUCGGAUCUGACUGCGUAUAAGAAAGGGGAAGGGGAAAAAAAGACACGGGAAAGAAAAGGAGCAAAAGGGACAAAGGAAAGAAAUGUUGACACAAAAGAGGAAUCUGGUGAACUGGUACUAACAGAGGGGAAUUCCUCCUCCCGUGGCGCAAAUAAAGGAAGUGUCAACAAAAGAGGCGACAGAUAUGUUGACAGAUGUGUUGACAGAUGUGUUAGCAAAAGUGAAAAGAGAGAUAAGGGGUACUACUACCGCUUCUCGUGCAAAAGGAAGAGAAUUUCCUACGGACGUGAAGAAGAAUCCUGCGUGAGUAGCAUCUUAAACACCUUUACGGAUGAAUCUGGGCAAAAAAAAAAAUUUGAAAAAAAGUUGGGCAAUAAUAUGUGCACAAAGUGCUUUGAUGUUGGUAGGAAUGAUGACGGGAGCUCAGAGGGGGGGAUGUCUUCGAGGGGGAAUAGGCUCGAUGUUGGAAGAGAUGGUAGUAAACAUGGUAUCAGUGGUGGAAGUAUCGAUAGAAUUUGCGAUGGUAAUAACUAUGGCAAUAGCGGCGAUAACCACAACGAGCAGGAUCAAUUCCCUAUGUGCACAAACGUGUCAACUACAAGAAUUAAGAAAAAGGUGAGUUGUUACCGCAUACCUAAACUCUCGAUGCGACUCAAAGAUGAAUCAAAAAUAAUUUCUAAAAAAAAAAUUUUUUUUCUUGAAUUUCAUGAUCAUAUAUCGAUAGAUUAUAAAAAGAAACCCUACAAUGCUGAAAAGAAAAAAAUGUGUUGCUCUAAUUGGAGAAAAUAUUUUUUGUCUAUAAAUCCUGUUAGUAAUAUUUUCCGCAAAAUAAAAUUAAUAUAUGAAUAUGUUCAGAAGAAAGAGAAAUGUUGGAAAAAGUAUAACAAUAUUUUGUAUGCAUCAGAAUGGGAUACAAAUAUGCAGGAUAACGAACUCGAAUAUAUAUUAAAUUAUAAAAAUUUUACAAAAUGGUAUGAUUAUUGGGUAAAGACACUUAAAUAUAAUUAUUAUAAAAGUACAUAUAUUUUAAAUUUAUUACUGCUAUUUUUUAAUGUUUUAUUAGUAUAUUUACAAUUACACUUAUUUUAUUUAAUCUUCAAGACAGAUAACAGUCAUAUGAAACCUCUUAACCAAUUUUACGUCAAAAGGGAAGCACCAUUUGAUAGUAAAUAUUAUAACAUAAAUAACUGUAUUGAUGAAAAGGUAUUCUUGCGUUACAUAUAUAUACGAAUACCUACACAGCUUUUCUUAAAUACGUUUUUAGUUCUACCAUGUGUGCUCAUAAAACAAUGCAGAAACAUAAAUCUGCUAAAUCAUAGUGCAGUUAUAAAUUGCUUUGUAAAUAUCUUUUUUGGGAUGAUCGAUAUUUCCUAUUCUUUAAAUGGCAGGAUAUACAACUUAGAUGAAUUAUAUAUUGUGCUAAAUUACUACAACAUAUUUGAUAUAUUUUUAAUUGGAAAAUUAAUUACUACUAUAUUUUUAAUCCCAUUUAUUACCAAUUUUAAUGAAUAUAAAACUUCACCAUUGAUAUAUUUUAGCUGUUUCUGUUAUAUAGCCACUUUUUAUUAUUCUUUUAACCCCUUUUCAUUUUCCAUCAAGUUGAUGUACAUAACAAAUUUUGUUCUUCUCAUAGCAACAGCCAUCUCCACUGCCUAUUAUUCCCGGCUGAUAACGAAAUCGAGAAAGAUGCUCUUUGUGAAAUACGUGCUACCCUACUUCAUUUAUUUGACCUUUUUAAACACAGACCCAAACAUUCGAAUGGAGAUAAGGGAAAAAAAAGCACCCUAA